AUGUCUAUAAAUCCCUCCCUUCAUCUCGCCGAAUACCUGGAGAGGCUGCCUGGUACAACGUUCAAGAAGUUGUACCAGCAGCCCUCGACGACGUUUGCAAUCUUCCGGCGCAUGCUGCCUCACCUGGCAAAAACAUUCGUUAUGAGAAUGCUUUUCCUGCCUCACCCGAUGGCUCUCACGGAUCUAGACACAUGGGUGAAGCCGGAAGCCAAACGGAAGAAAGACCAGUCCCUCUCCAUCUUGCGAAGCCUUCACAUUGUCCAGAUAUCAGCCCCGUCAAAAGAGAAACCGCAGGAGAUUCAGCUCAUGUCAAAUUUCAAGAAAUCUCUACGACUAGCCCUCACAGGAGGCGGAAACCACAACUCGUUUGGCGUGCCUUCUUCGCUACUCGUACCGCCCGAAAUUGACUUGGCGUUCCUCGAUCGAUACGCGCGUAAGAAGUGGGAGGAUGUGCUGCAUUUCGUCGUAUCUAGUGUCGGUUACAAAAGCAGCUUAGGCGACGGAUCUGGGCCCAACAAGGGCGUCAAGGAGCUUCUCAUUGCAGGGCGGUUGGUCGACAGGCGGCCGAAUGGAAGUUUAGGCAUCACCCAGGCGGGCUUCACCUUUUUACUGCAGGAGGCAAACGCGCAAGUUUGGACACUACUUUUGCUAUGGCUGGAGGUUCUGGGCAAUAACAAGAGCUCGGGGCUGGAUCCCGUCGACAUGCUUUCGUUCCUGUUCAUGCUGGCGAGCUUGGAGCUGGGGCGGGCCUACGAUACGAAUGCGCUGACUGAAGAGCGACGGAAUAUGCUUCCAUCUCUCGUUGAUUUCGGCCUCAUCUACAUCCCCCAACAUAAGCGCUCCAUGUUCUUCCCAACCCGACUGGCAACAACCCUUACCAGUGGAGGAAACAGCCUGCGGACAAUCAGCGAGGGCGUCACAGCUGCUACUCAGUCCGCCCAGACCUCGCAGCAGUCCCUCGGCCCUCUGGGCGGCGGCGGCGAGCAGCAGGCUGGGAGCGUCGUUAUCGAGACCAACUACCGUCUCUAUGCAUAUACCCAAUCUGCCCUCCAAAUUGCAGUCCUCGCCCUCUUCGCCAAGCUCAACAUGCGAUUCCCCGACAUGGUGGCCGGCCGCCUCUCCCGCGCAUCUAUCCGCCAGGCCAUUAACUUUGGCAUUACUGCCGACCAAAUCAUAUCCUACCUUGCCGUCCACGCCCACGAGCAGAUGCACCGCACUGCUGCGUUGACCAACAAGCCCGUCUUGCCCCCCACCGUAGUCGACCAGAUCCGCUUGUGGCAGCUCGAAAACGAGCGGAUGAAGACGACGAGUGGGUUCCUGUUUCGGGACUUCACCGAUGACAAGGAUUACCUCGAUACCGCGCGUUUCUCAGAAGAAAUUGGGGUGCUGGUCUGGAAAAAUGACCAUGCACGGAUGUUCUUUGCCAAUAAGCAUGAGCAAAUUAAAGAUUUUUUGAAGACGAGGAAGAGAGCGGAAUGA
Molecule: messenger RNA, 1479 nt
Organism: Trichoderma breve
Lineage: Eukaryota; Fungi; Ascomycota; Sordariomycetes; Hypocreales; Hypocreaceae
Product: transcription factor tfb2 domain-containing protein
Exons: 2
Coding region: 1-1479 (492 amino acids)
Biological process (GO): nucleotide-excision repair
Cellular component (GO): transcription factor TFIIH holo complex; transcription factor TFIIH core complex
Molecular function (GO): double-stranded DNA binding; ATPase activator activity
Source: RefSeq, a predicted model, not a curated record